Messenger RNA from Xenopus laevis (African clawed frog), 1416 nucleotides. RefSeq names its product charged multivesicular body protein 1B L homeolog (gene chmp1b.L). The record is from RefSeq and is a predicted model, not a curated record. The transcript has 8 exons. Bases 358 to 957 code for a protein of 199 amino acids. Lineage: Eukaryota; Metazoa; Chordata; Amphibia; Anura; Pipidae.
CGGGACCGAAGUAGCCAACUGCAAGCUCAGUUGCCUGUGGCAACUGACAGACAUGGCCCGGCAAUGUGCCCUGCAUUCAUCAACAUCACACAGAGCAAAUUCCUUGGACUCGGCCACUUCCGUACACGCUGCGAGUGCGACACGUGAUCCACACAACAAUCCAGCCCAUCAUUAUUAUCACGCCCCUUCAGCUAUCAGCCCCGCCCCGAAACUUCGAGUCUUGUCAAAGUAAACCUGACGUCAGCCGCUAACAGGAAGUAGAGUGCACCAAGAAACCGGAAGAGUUUAAACUUGUCCUGAGAACAAGAAAUAGAAGUGGAGUGAGACAAGACACCGGUCGAGAAAGAUAUUGGGACAAUGUCUAACAUGGAGAAGAAUCUGUUCAACUUGAAAUUUGCUGCUAAAGAAUUGCAUCGAAAUGCCAAAAAAUGUGAAAAAGAAGAAAAAACAGAGAAAUCUAAAAUUAAAAAGGCUAUUCAGAAGGGCAAUACAGAGAUAGCAAGGAUACAUGCAGAGAAUGCAAUACGACAGAAAAAUCAAGGUAUUAAUUUCUUAAGGAUGAGCGCCAGGGUGGAUGCUGUGGCCGCAAGAGUUCAGACGGCUGUGACAAUGGGCAAGGUGACAAAGUCUAUGGCAGGAGUCGUGAAAUCUAUGGAUGCUACUCUGAAGAGUAUGAACCUGGAAAAGAUCUCCGCUUUAAUGGACAAAUUUGAACACCAAUUUGAGACCCUAGAUGUGCAGACACAGCAAAUGGAAGAUUCAAUGAGUAACACUACCACAUUAACCACCCCACAGAAUCAAGUGGAUAAUUUGUUACUAGAGAUGGCAGAUGAAACCGGUCUUGACUUAAACAUGGAAUUGCCUCAAGGCCAGACUGGAUCUGUUGGCACCAGUGUAGCAUCCACAGAACAGGAUGAAUUAUCGCAAAGACUGGCCCGUCUGCGUGAUCAAGUGUAGGAGAGACACCAGAGUAUCCACAAGUGCAUUUCUGCAUUUAACCUGUACAGAUGUGGUGCAUCGUUUUGGAAUCUUUCUUUUGUGUGUGUCCAGAAGCAUAAACAGUGGUCUUAUUGCAAGAUGCUUCACUGGCUAGCUUUCAACAAUUCAACCUAUAAUAUAUAAAUAUUUAUGGAAGCUCUAAUGGCAUGACAUUGAAAUGUAUAUAAUGCCAAUAUAAGAACAUUUAAGACAACAAACUACUUGACCCUGUCAGAGACGUAUGAGCAGAUGAUUUGUCUUGUAAGCAUAUUUGCGAAUGGAACUUUUUGCUGUCUUUCUGUUGAAAGUCUUUCUAGUGCGUGGCUCAAAUUAUUUUCUGGUUUAUCAUUCUCUUUAUUUUCCUUUAAGAAACCUUUAAAUAUAAUUUAUAGUAUUAUUAUUUUCUUGCCUUUAAAUUAAAUUGGUUUUAUUGCUAAA